Molecule: messenger RNA, 4956 nt
Organism: Symbiodinium natans
Lineage: Eukaryota; Dinophyceae; Suessiales; Symbiodiniaceae
Source: the annotation of a GenBank genome assembly
AUGUUCAAGCACCUCCGGUCACCUCUGUGCUGCCUCGCAGCCGUGGAAAGAAAAGAUAUGGAAGCGUACUCGCAUCCCUUCCGCAAAGUGAUCAUCAUGGGCAAGUACAUCAGCAACGAGACAAACUACACCAUCCAGACGCAAAGAGGCGAGACGGAGAUCGAAACCCGGAAGUACACUGGAACGGCCGCCAGCAUUCUGUGCAAGCUUGCAGCGCACGUCACCACGAGGUACUUGGCGCUGUCCGACACUCACAGUCGCAUCACCAGCCCUACUGACAUUCUCGUCAACGCCCAAGGUGACCCGAUCCUUCCCUACGUGGCUGCAUCAAGUUGGUCGUGCGCAGCAUUUCAGGGCUGCACUUCAGAGUUGGACGAAGCAGAGAGCUUCUACGGUGUGCGCUUGGACUACCACCACGACACCUUUGAGACGGUGUAUUAUACCGACCUUUACCAGCAGCACUGCGAAGACCGGGCACUUGUGUUGCGCAGCCUGCCGAAGUACAGCCAGUGUGGCUUCGUGCACCCUCCCACGGCCGAUGGUUACAUUGCCUGGAUGUUGUCCAGGACCGGCUCCGCUUUCGACUACGUUCCCAAAGCCAAGCAGCAAGUCGGCUUCCGAGCCUGGAAUGUCCUCGCCGCGGCACAUCCUGUCGACCCGAGAAGGUGCUCCGUGUACCGGCAGGAGGAUUUCUUGGUGGCGGAAGGUAACAUCUCGUCCUGCAGCCUCAUCAUCGAGGACCCGACCGGCUGCGUUGACAACGUAGGCUGCACCUGGAAGCCGAUGUUCGGAAGUGGCAAAUGCAUCGAAACGCCGCAGGUGCCUUACACACUGAUGACCCCGCAGCUCAUUACGACAACGACAACAACGGUGUCGGCCACAACCUUCACCUCGACGACCAGCUCGACCUUCACUGUACUUCCGGGUCAGUGUCGGCCGCCAACCGCGGAUUCCGCCGUUGAUCUCUCGGACUGCCAGGGGAAGGAGGUGGGACAGACGUGCCAGGCGUCCUGCUUGCCCAGCUUUGACGGCUCUCCGACGACGCUGACGUGCAGUGAGGAGCCGUCUGGGAACGCAUUCGUUGGGGCGAUGCCGGUCUGCCAAACCACAACGCAAACUAUGACCUCGACCAGCACAAAGACUGAACUGGUCAUCUGUUCUGGUGGCCUGCCGUCAGGACGUGGUGUCAUCACCAGUGACUGCGUGGACAAAGCCAACGGUCAGACCUGUCAGGCGACUUGCGACACGGGCUUUCAGGGAGGCCCCGCAGAGUAUUACUGUGAGCCCAGCACUGGACUCUUCGAGGGGCCCAGUCUGGCGUGCCUCCUGCCGAGCUGCUCUACUUCGAGCCUCCCAACGGGCUUCGAUGCCUCCGACUGCGACAAUACAGAGGUAGGGAGCAUCUGCUUCCUGCGGUGUCCUGCUGGAUAUCUGGCCGCUCAGUCUGUGUAUUCUUGUGGGAUUGAUCAGAACUUCACCGGAACCCCGCCCGUCUGUGAGAGGAUCCAGUGCAGCGUCAGCUCGAUCCCUUUUGACAUCGGCGCGAACACCACGGCGUGCCUGGGCACGGUGGCGGGUGACUCGUGUGAGGUGACGUGCAUGUACGGCUACGAGGGCAGCCCGGCGAACCAGUCAUGCGGCGCCGACGGCAUGUUCACUGGAUCGGCCACUUCCUGCACACGAAAGGCCUGCCCGAUUCCUUCGGACAUGGUGGGUGAUCUAUCCUUCUCCACGGACUGUGCGGGCGUAAAGCACGGAGAUCUUUGCAUGGGCACGUGCAACGAGGGCUACUCCGGCUCCCCCAAGCAGAUGGACUGUGACAAUGGCAUCUUGCUGGGUGAGAAGCCCAAUUGUACUGCGCUGAUUUGCUCCUUGGAAGGCGUGUCAAUUGGGGUCGGAGUCACGGCCGAGGCAUGCGUCGGGACCACCACGGGUCGCAGCUGUGAUCUGGGCUGCACCCGCGGAUACGAGGGCGUCGGAUCCGCGAACAUGUCUUGCCAGACGGACGGCAGCUUCGCACGCAGCACCUUCUCUUGCGCGCCAACGAAGUGCUUAUCGCUCUCGUCGAUUUCACCGUUCUCGGAGCCACAGUUCGCGGACUCCUGCGUGAACCAGACCUAUGGGGACAUUUGCACAACCUUCUGCGCGACAGGCUGGGAUAUCCAGGGCAACGCGACAGUGAUGGUAUGUGACGCCACGCCGGAAACCAGUGCACGCUAUGCGGAGUUCGUGGGCCUCAUCCCCGCCGAGAACUCCACCGGUCCUGUGUGCAUGAGCAAGAUGUGCGUGACCGGAGUUCCAAGCCGACGGGGCAUUGAGCAUGACUGCGUCGGCAAGACCACUUUGCAGACUUGCUCCGUCACGGCGGCGUUCGGCUUCACCAUGACAGCAACGCCCCUGACGUGUGGUGUGGAUGGUGGCUUCCGGGGCAAUGUGCCAGAGGUGGCAGAGGCCACAUGCGCCGCACCCGACUUCGGCGAGGGUGUCGGCAGCACCUGUGGAAAUCUGAAGAUCGGCGCUGAGUGCUACGCCUAUUGCUUGACCAACUACACCGGAGAUCCCCAGCCCUACCGCUGCGUGGCCAACGAUACGACCGCCACCAUCCAGGUCGAGGCGCAGGGCAGCAACAUCUCCUGUGUUGCUGAUGGCGGCCGUCGGCUGGCCGAAGAGCGAAUGCUUGCGGCGAGCUGCGGUCAGGCCGCCGUGGAUGCUUUCGGCUUGAACUCCAUCGAGUUUCUGCACAGCUGCGACAGCCUCGUCCACGAUGAUGUGUGCAUCAGCCAUUGCAGCCGUGGGUAUGAGUUGAGCGGCGCUGCUGCGCUGACCGUCUGUGACAACGGGGCAUUGGUCGGCAGUGCUCUUCCCACUUGCGUUGCGCUGCCGUGCACCUACAAUGUGCCUAGCGCGGUGGGUCUCGAGCACAACUGCACCAAUGUCACGACUGGAGGCACCUGCCAGGCUGGUUGCACCGCCCCGGGAUUCGAGUAUGCUUCUGGCAACAGCGCGUCAGAGUUCAAGUGCGAAGCGACCAGUGAGUUUAACGGAACUCUGCCGUCCUGCCAGCGCGUCACCUGCACCGACCUGACCAUGGGGCCGAAGUUCGCGCACAAUUGCGCGGGCAUGGUGUUCCAGGACACCUGCGGUGUAAGCUGUGCCAAGGGCUGGACUCUUGUUGGCUGGGGUUCGCAGUUUGAGUGCAUGGCGGAUGGCACCAUUGCCGGUGCGGCCCCCGACUGCGUCGGCAACCCCUGCGCCAACACUAUCCCAACGGAUGCGGCUUUCUCGGGCGAGGACUGUGAUGGCAUGACGACCGACAUGCAAUGCAACGUCACCUGCAAGCCGGGCAGCACACCGAACUCGGCAAUCAUGACUUGCGACGCCAGCGGAUCUCUCAUCGGAACGCUGCCGAUCUGCAAACCGGCAGAAUGCCCGGCGAAUCCCAUGCUCCAGGAUCCGUCGAUUGCGCACAACUGUCAGGGCAUCUUCUUCGGCCGCAGCUGCAGCGUGUUCUGUGCACCGGGGUACGAGCUCCGAAAUGGUGGCGCUGGGGAGGUCUGGCAGUGUGACCUCGGUGGCAGCGGACUGUCACUGACCGGGGUUCUGCCGGUGUGCGAACAAAUUACUUGCCCCAGCAUUGGCGCCUCUGACAUCCUUGUGGACAACUGCUCGACCAUGGUUGCUGGCGAGUCCUGCGAGCAGACAUGCAAGAAGGGGUACCUGCCAGCGAGCGGCAACACCACCAGCACCCGCUACAACUGCGACCUUCAGGGUCAGGUUUCCAGCGACGGCUCGAGCCUCCAAUGUGACCGAAUCGAGUGCAACAGCAACAUCGUCAUCCCCAACGUUGACCACACGUGCGCCAACGUCCUGUCGGAUCGCUCGUGCUUCGCCUUCUGCAGUCAGGGGUACAGGAUGCAACAGAGCCAGGUUCCGCAAUGGUCCUGCGCCAGCGCCGAGAGUGGCCUGAACCCGGUGAGCAACGUUCCCAUGAUAGAUGGCUACACAUUGCGCGGUGAAGUCCCUGUCUGCACCGCCAUCCCAUGUCUGUACAACGUGCCUUUUGGGAUCGAGUACACCGAUGACUGCACGGGCACAGCGACUGCUGCUACGUGCACCGUCUCCUGUGCUGCGGGUUACUACCCCGGCAUGGAGACGUGGACGUGCCUGCCGGACGGCACCUUCAACGGAACAUACCCGGUGUGCCUGGAGAUCACCUCAACCGCAACCAGCACGUCGGUCACAACGACGCUGUCAACGACCACAUCGUCCAUGUCAUCGACGACCUCCGUGACCUCUACAAGCAGCACGACGACCUUUUGGAAUGGCACCGUCUUGCUCACCGGCUCCUUUGACUUGACACCGCUUCGCGAAGAGGACUUCGUUGGCCGCCGGCUUGAGACUGCUGAGGUGCGUGCUGGCUUCCUCGGCGCCUCGCUGGUGGAAGAAGGACUGACCAACGCACUCGCCUACCUGCUGAAUGUCGAGCCUGCCGCUGUGAAAGUCAACCUGACGAUCGCGGUAGACAACGAGACCGAGGCGGAGUUGGUGCGGUGUUACUACGAUGCCGACCGGGCCUUUCCCACGCAGGAGGAGGCAGACAACUUCACCGAGUGGCUCGCUAGCGAGCUGAACGGCACCAGCACCGGCGAGGACGAGGGGAGUCUGAUCGUGCUUCGGCACUUCAGUCGAAACAAGCGGCACAGGCAAGCGCAGGCACGGCUGCACCUAGUGCAAGCCAGGAUCUACACCCAGGCCGUGCUCACGAGGUUCACUGCGAAGUCCGAGGUCACCCAGUGCUCCUGCUCAACUGCUAUCAUGUUCCGGUACUGGUCAACGAGCUUCUUCUCGAACAUGCCAAGACCUUCCAACCGAGGGACCCAGGAGCAGGCACCUCAGACGCGGCUCCGACAGCACAACCUCUGUGGCGGCUUCAUAACAAUCGGCAGACUGCACUAA